Tympanuchus pallidicinctus (lesser prairie-chicken) is the source of this 569-nucleotide messenger RNA. RefSeq names its product scale keratin-like. The coding region runs from base 16 to 381 and encodes 121 amino acids. Gene Ontology annotation, molecular function: structural constituent of cytoskeleton. The transcript has a single exon. Gene Ontology annotation, cellular component: intermediate filament. NCBI's taxonomy places the organism in Eukaryota, Metazoa, Chordata, Aves, Galliformes, Phasianidae. The record is from RefSeq and is a predicted model, not a curated record.
CUCUCUCACACCAAGAUGUCUUGCUACGACCUGUGCCCACCAAAAACCAGCGUCGCCGUGCCCCAGCCCAUCGCUGAGAGCUGCAACGAGCUGUGCGCGCGCCAGUGCCCCGACUCGACGGCCUUCAUCCAGCCACCGCCCGUCGUCGUCACCUUCCCCGGCCCCAUCCUCAGCUCCUUCCCCCAGCAAGCCGUGGUGGGCUCCUCCGGAGCACCCGCCUUUGGCGGCUCCCUGGGGCUGGGGGGCCUCUAUGGCGCCGGGGCCACUCAGGGCUCGGCCGGCCUCUGCACCUUUGGCAGACCCUACGCUUCUCCUGCCUGCAACCCCUGCGCCUUGCCCCGCUACAGCAGGAAGCUCUGGGACACCUGUGGGCCCUGCUAGAUCUGUCCUUGCAGCUCUUUUAUCUGGCACACACCAUACUUAUUAGGGGUAUUCAAGUUCAAUGCCGACAUUGGUAUUUUGUAAUAUGUUUUUUUGUUCCUUUCUGCAUAUUUUUCUGUGACUCCUCUUUCAUCAGUUUUUAUCGUAAAAUGGUCUUUAUUACUUCUUGUAUAUCUGUUAAUAUUUAA